AUGAGAACUAGACUGAACUUGAUAGACCUUUUGAGAGUGGCUGGAGGCGUACUGCUCCUGAACUGUAUUUUCUCGUUCGUUUUUACUUCUUCACCAACUUGGAAUUACUCUGGAAAGUACGUGGAUCCGAGAUAUUACAAGCAUUUGAUAACGCCCAAUAUUGUACUUACAGACGCCCAGUUGGCAGUAUUCAACGGAAAUAAACAGCAUCUUCCAGUAUACGUGGCUGUCAAUGGGACAAUUUUUGAUGUUACGAAGAACAGACACCUAUAUUCCAAGGGAAGCUCCUACCAUCGAUUUGCAGGCAGGGAUGGCUCCAGGGCCUUGGGGACAGGAUGCUUGACUAAUCCAAACGAGUACACAUGGGAUUUACGAGGUUUAACAGAGAGACAGUUGGGGGAUAUUGCAUCAUGGCAUGAAUACUACAGGAAUCAUAGGGAUUACUGGGUGGCUGGAUCCGUGGUCCACAAUUACAGUGAGCUACCAAAACAGGCGCCUGAGCCGUGCAUAAAUGGAAUGAAAUUUCCCAAAAAUAUUCACUAA
Messenger RNA from Komagataella phaffii GS115, 543 nucleotides. RefSeq lists its product as hypothetical. NCBI's taxonomy places the organism in Eukaryota, Fungi, Ascomycota, Pichiomycetes, Pichiales, Pichiaceae. The record is from RefSeq and is a predicted model, not a curated record. The transcript has a single exon. The coding region runs from base 1 to 543 and encodes 180 amino acids. Gene Ontology annotation, cellular component: endomembrane system; membrane.